Molecule: messenger RNA, 2087 nt
Organism: Diachasmimorpha longicaudata
Lineage: Eukaryota; Metazoa; Arthropoda; Insecta; Hymenoptera; Braconidae
Gene: stas
Product: transmembrane protein 41 homolog
Exons: 4
Coding region: 147-950 (267 amino acids)
Cellular component (GO): endoplasmic reticulum membrane
Source: RefSeq, a predicted model, not a curated record
AAAUUCCAUUGUUGAAUAUAUUUGAAUAUUUGUGUGCGUUGUUUUAAUGCACUGAAGACAAAUUUUCUUUCACGAAUCAGUCGUUUUUUUCACAUUAUUAGAGACUUACCUAACCUAUGGAAACUUGAAUCGUUUCUGUCUUUGCUAUGCUGAGAAUGCUCAUAAUUAACAAUUUGAUAAAUAUCGGAAAUGAGACCUCAACUCGAAAUGCCAUCCUCACAGUGGGCCUUAUUUUUUUGGCUUCAUUGACAGUACUUCUUUAUAUCUACACUAAUUUUCCAGAAUUGGAAGAAAACGAAAAGAAACAUAUGAAAGUUCCCCUUCACAUAGAUGAUGCUAAAAAUCUUGGAAAACUAUUGGAGAGAUACAAAGAUCUUUAUUACGUGGAAGUUAUUGCUGGUGUCUUCAUCACGUUCAUCUUUUUGCAAACAUUUGCUAUUCCAGGAUCCAUAUUUCUGUCAAUUCUCUCAGGAUUUCUCUUUCCAUUUUAUCUUGCACUUGUCCUCGUUUGCACCUGCAGUGCAAUUGGAGCAUCGCUUUGUUAUCUCCUGUCAUCUUUAUUAGGAAGAAAAUUAUUAUUCAAGUAUUUUCCGGACAGAGCCAACCAGUGGGCGCAAACAGUGAAAGAACACAAGGACAAUCUAUUUAACUAUAUUUUGUUUCUGAGGAUGACUCCAUUACUUCCAAAUUGGUUUAUAAAUUUGGCCAGUCCUGUUAUAGGAGUUCCCAUAGCUCCGUUUACCCUUGGGACAUUCUUUGGUGUUGCACCACCCUCAUUUCUGGCCAUUCAAGCUGGACAGACGCUCAAUAAGUUGACGUCCUCCAGUGAUACAUGGUCAUGGUCUAGUAUGAUUGUUUUAUGCAUAUUUGCACUAUUAUCUUUAGUUCCUGUAUACUUUAAGAACUUGUUCAACAGAUUGUUCAAAAGACUGCGACUGAAGUUUGAUUGAACUUUCUCUAAAUUCCAUUUUACUCCGCUUGAGGUUUUUUCCUAUUUCAUUUUAAUUUUUUUUCAUUACAACAAAGUGGAGGAUAAAAAAUCUUAGUUUAAGUGAUUUUUCCUUAACUUAUGGAGGCAUUCUAUUGAAAUUCUGAUGUAAAAAGCUUUCAUUUAAAAAUAUGAAUGCAUUUGUAAUUGUAAUUAAAUUUUAAGUAUAGAAACUUUUUAAACCUAAGCUCUUGUCAUAUGAGGAAAAUUUGUACCAAGUAUUAUUUAUAUUAGAUAGAAGAGCAUGUAUUCCAUAAGUGCAAUAAAAAGUUCUCCCUGUAUUUCAUACGUGUGCGUUGAAUAUUAUGUUCUUCAUUAUCGGAGUAAUUGUCAUAGAGCAGCUGUGAAAUAAUAUCAGUUGCCGAAGUAAUUUUCAAUGAGUUUACUUAUAAUUCCGUUUCGAUUAUCGAUAUGACUGGAAUGAUUAUAAUUUUUAUUUUUCCUCUUAUGUCUGCCCCUUUGCUAUUGAAUUAUCAACAGUAGUGAACUUGAUCUCAAAUAAAAACAGGUUGUUAGAAUCAACGUUGAGCGUUGAGCCAAUCAGCUGUAUUUUAAGUAUUUUAAGUAAUUUUAUAAAAAAACUAUAGAUACUCCAAUGUAUCUUCUCGAAGCUCAUGUAAUUGGGAUAACAUAUAUAUUAUGUCGAGUAUUUAAUUUACUUAUCGUGAAAUAAAAAAGUAAACCAAGAGAUGAAUUUGUAUAUUUAUCUUCAAUAAAUGAGUUGGAGAUAUCUAGUAAUCUUAAGUUAUUUAUUGAUUUAUUUUCAGAAAUCGAUAACAGAAAUUAUGCUAAAAAUUAUUUUUACUCGUCAACAGAAUGAUGUAAGGUGAUUGAUUGAUAUAUCAGUUGAGUUGAUUACUGGGAGGCUGGUUGGUCUCCAGUACCACCAAUUAUACCACACUGAAAAUUUAUAAAGGAGAAUAAAAAUUAAUACUUGUUCUUUUAGACCAGGUGAAAUAAUGACGUACGUGUGUGAUGUGAGGAUAACAAUAUUACAGAAGAUUUGCAAUUCCUUUGACAUUCAGGAGUAGGCAUAAUUUUAAUCAGUCUUGAACCACUUGUGGACCUCAAAAUAACAUUACUGCAUUCAGGAUUUGGC